AUGACAGGGUGUGAAAGGAAAAGCCGAUACGCGAUCCAGCUCUCGAAGAACGAAGAGAAGCCACGAGCGGCUUUCACAACAAUUGCUGAUCAACGGGGCCCGGUGGUCGGCGACGGGAGCGAUGGUGGAGCGCAAACUGGAUGUGUCGAGAAGGGUCACCCACGGGCUCGAAGGCGGACGCGUGGGCAGAGCAGAAAAGGGAUGGAAAAAGGUUCACACAACUAUCCAGGCGCGCAACAUGAACGAAGAUGGGCCCGGGAAGGGACUCGCGGUGUUUGCGAGAGCGUUCAGGCACCAGCCACAGGGGGCACUUCGCAGGCGCAGCCGCCCAGGUGUGGCGCACCAUUGCUUAGUCACCAUGCACGUGCCACCAUCGUCAAGGUGGAUGAAGGGCAGUUCGCCCUCGAUGCCCACGCCGAUUUCUGA
Messenger RNA from Penicillium daleae, 426 nucleotides. RefSeq lists its product as uncharacterized. The transcript has 2 exons. The coding region runs from base 1 to 426 and encodes 141 amino acids. Lineage: Eukaryota; Fungi; Ascomycota; Eurotiomycetes; Eurotiales; Aspergillaceae. The record is from RefSeq and is a predicted model, not a curated record.